AUUUCUACGUUGAUUUUCAACCUCUUGUGAGAAGAAAUGCUCUGGGAGCAACCAUUUAUCCAAAUAGGGGAGCGCUUCCUCUAUGCGAACGCUAAACCCGACGUAGAUUGGAGCGAGGCUAGGUCUGACGUUCAGCCUGUCACUGUUCUAGCAAUCGACGAAAGUGGGACAUCAGCCAAAGAUUUGGACGACAAGGCCAAAAGCUUCCUGGAUGAAGACGAUGUCUUUUGCCCUCUAUUCUUGCAAAAUGUGGUAUUUCUCUCCGAUAAAAAACAAUCAUUAGCCGAAAUUAUUGGCCAGUUAAGAGAGCUAUGGUCAACAGAAACAUUCGCUGUCUUGGAUCGAAACCGGGUUGUUGCGGAGGGCCCCUAUUUUCUGACUUCACGGGGUUUGCAUCGGGCUUGGAGGCUAUAUCCAGACCCACUUGAUUGCUUUUCUCUUUCCAUCACUGCGAUCGACGAUAGCUAUGUUCCGUUCCCAUGCACGGUUACUGGAGGGUUGCAUCCUACCAUCGCCGUCCCUUCCAGACUACAUCACAGGCCGACUGAGGAGAAACCCCUCAAUGGACUUCGAAUAGCGGUCAAAGAUAUCAUCGAUAUCAAGGGAAUACGAACAUCAGGGGGAAAUAGAGCAUACCAUGAACUUUAUCUUCCUCGAGAUCAAACAGCCCCAGCGGUGGAAAGGCUAGUCGGCCUUGGGGCUAUCAUUGUUGGCAAAACUCGAACAGGUCAGUUUGCCGUUGGACAAGAUCCGGUAGAUUAUCUGGACUACUUUUCCAAUUUCAACCCCCGCGGUGAAGGAUAUCAAUCCCAGUCUGGUAGCAGUGGUGGAAGUGCUGGAGCCGUGGCUUCUUAUGACUGGCUUGAUGCAGCACUUGGAACAGAUACUACCGGUAGUAUUCGGGGACCGGCAAAUGUCUACGGUCUUUUUACGAUGAGACCAACGCAUGGUGUCUUGCCAAUGAAGGGAAUCCUUCCCCAAAGCCCUGAGAUUCUGGAUUGUCCAGGUAUUCUAUGCCGAGAUAUUAACCUCUUCCAACGAAUUAUGAACUUAUGGGAUCCUUCUCUUAACUUGAAAGAGCCCUUCAAGUUUCCAAAGAGGAUCCUCAAACCCACGCGAUGGUGCCAUUGGAAUACUGGCUAUCCAUCCGUUAAUGAGCAUAUUGAAAAGUUUAUUACUGAUACCAAAGACUUCCUCCAAGUCAACGAAGACCCUAUUGACUUCAAUAACCUAUUUUUAGCCCAGAACCCAGACGGAACUGGUGAGAACAUGGACCGAUACUUGUUAUAUGCCCUCCCACACUGUAUGAUCUACGAUAAUUACCACUUCUACGAUUCCUUCCGUGAAGAGUACCAAAAGCUGAACGAUGGGAGGUCACCAUUCAUCGAGCCCGGUGUCCAAUUUGAAUGGGACGAAGCAAAGAAGAUAUCUAAAGAGAGGCGAGCGGAAGCGGGAAGAAGAAUGCUAUUCUUCCGCAAGUGGUUUGAAGAUGAAGUGAUGAAGACAGCUGGUGAUGGAGGUUCUGAAUCCAUCAUCGUACUUCCCACCGCUAGGGGGUUUGGUCCACGCUAUCGGGAUACACUUCCAAAUAAACGCGAUUAUGAUGAUUAUGAAACUCGACAUGACUGUAUCAGCGUCUACGGAGGACUCCCAGAGAUCGUGUUGCCAGUGGGGGAGUACAAAUAUUUCUCACGUAUAUCUCAAAAAGAGGAGAGCUUACCAAUGGCUAUGUCUAUCAUAGGGGCCAGGGGUAGUGAUGCGAUGCUCAUAGAGCUUGCAAAGAGAUUACUUGAGUAUACUGGAAGACCAACGUCCUUGACAACGGGAUUCCAGGCCUUCUCUGUCGCAUCAGUAUCAUCCACAACUCAAAAUGGCACGACGAAUGGAAUUAAAACCACUUCCGUAGCUAAAAAUGGCCAUAGUAUGGAGUAGGAAUGGAACAGUGUUUUCCUGAGAUAAUUUUAGGCAUGGAAAGCGCAGGUGAAGUUAUCGUGGGAAGGGGAUUAUAACAUUUCAUUAGUACCUACUCAUAUUAUCCACCAUUAAUAGAGAAUUCACUGUUAUGAUAUCG
Annulohypoxylon truncatum is the source of this 2071-nucleotide messenger RNA. RefSeq names its product amidase signature domain-containing protein. NCBI's taxonomy places the organism in Eukaryota, Fungi, Ascomycota, Sordariomycetes, Xylariales, Hypoxylaceae. The record is from RefSeq and is a predicted model, not a curated record. The transcript is spliced from 10 exons. The coding region runs from base 37 to 1932 and encodes 631 amino acids.